AUCCAAGGAGCUAAGCACUCACAGAAGAGACCAUUCCAAGGACUCUUGCUGGUUAUUUUCUUUGCAGCUCAGGAAGCUAAGCACCUGGAACCACAGGUACCUUCAUCUCAGCUUGUGUUUUCUAAGGGUACGAAGGAAACCCAGCCUGAUUUCCUCCUCCAGCAGAAAGGAAGCUGAGAGAGUGGGUAGGUCCCACUCACCCCACCCACUGCAGAGGGCACUACAAAUGCCUCCAUGCAACCUGCCUCUCCACAGCACUGUGCUCCAGAGGCCACUCCUGUGUGGACGCCAUGGCAGCCCAGGGCCAUCUACUCCUUGCUUGUGUGCUGGUCUUGGCUGUCCCAGGCCACUCCCUGCAUAUGCAAACCCUAAACAUCUUCAAGAAAUCUCCCUCCAACACUUCGGCGAGUGCUCUGAAGAAAACCAAUUUGCCUGCUGACUGCAGCGAGGUCUCUUCUGGCAGCCCCAGCGGCGUCUACUUCAUCCAGCCCACCGGUCUGCAGCCCAUCAUGGUGUACUGCGAAAUGAGCGUGGCAGAUGGGGGCUGGACGGUCAUCCAGAGGAACCGGCAGAGCACCGAGAUCACCUGGGCCGAGUCCUGGACCACCUACAAGUACGGCUUUGGGAACGUGCACACCGAAUACUGGCUGGGCACUGAGUACAUCCAUCAGAUCUCCAGGCAGAAGGUCUACCGGGUCAGGUUUAUCAUCUGGGAUGCUGCAAACUAUGCCAGGUUUGCAGACUACAACCCCUUCAGUGUGGAAGAUGAGUCCCAGGGCUACCGGCUGAGGCUGGGAGUGUACUCAGGGACAGCAGAGGACGCCAUGUCCUCAGACAAUCCCAGGAAAGUGCACAACAACAUGAAAUUCUCCACAAAAGAUCGGGAUCAGGACACUUACAGAGGGAACUGUGCCUCCCACUCUGGGGGCGGCUGGUGGUACUCAGCGUGUUAUUCUGUGCGGCUGAAUGUCAAGGAGGGCAUAACGUGGGGCAGCCUGUGCAAUGGGAACUGCAAAGGGUCUGCCAUCCUCAUCAAACCAGCUCCGCACCAGUAGUGUUCUUUCCCCUCCUGUCUGCACCGGGCACAUGGCCAGCCCAAUAUCCCGCUGGGGCCUGCUUUUCUGGCUGCAGGGCUGGGGGUGAAUGGGGGUGUUCCUGUAUAUCAAGAGCUGGUUUAUUUUCCUCUUCCCUUGAAAAACAGCAAAGCUCCCUGCUUUGUCUCUGGCUUUUCACCUGUGGUGGCUUUUUAGGGAUCAUUAUUAGAACAAGUCUUUAUAAAUACUGUGGUUUCCAAGCGUGUUCCUUGUGGGGAGAAAAUUGUGCUCAGAAACCUGAACCCGUCCUGAACUUAUUAUUUCGCUUUGAGGGUAUAGAUGACUUGAACAGAAAAAUAUCAGUCAUCACUAGCUAACCUGAUCUAAGCUGCUCUGAACCCAGGUGGGCCAUGUACACACCAUAUCUCAGCUGUAGUCUGUGUUCACCCUGCAGAAUAAAAAUGCUUUCAGAACCUGC
Columba livia (rock pigeon) is the source of this 1512-nucleotide messenger RNA. Its product is annotated as fibrinogen-like protein 1-like protein. The coding region runs from base 291 to 1055 and encodes 254 amino acids. Lineage: Eukaryota; Metazoa; Chordata; Aves; Columbiformes; Columbidae. The transcript is spliced from 3 exons. The record is from RefSeq and is a predicted model, not a curated record.